AUGACAGUUACUGCAGGGUCGGGUCGGGUCGGGUCGGGGCGGAGCACCUCAACAGCAAGCGCCGUUUCCGUGCCCGGCCCGUGGCAGGUUGCGUGCCGCGCCGCCAGAUGUCGGGGCCGGCGCGGCGCGCGGCCCGAGGCGCGGGCAGGGCUCACUGAGUGCCCGGCAGCCGAGCUGUGCACACGUCAGCCUCAGCCGUCCCGCCUGCUCCUCCGCCGACCUCGCCCGCGCGGCACGGCGCUGCGCGACCGGCCCUCCUCCGCUGACGUUCCACGGGCGGCGCCGCGACCGCCCAACCGGCAAGACCGCCACUCUCCCGCUCCGCCCUCGCGCGCCACAGGUAAGACCGGACGGCGCACUGCCCCGAGGACUUCCCACCCCGCACUCGUCGCAAGGGAAAGUGUUCCUCGGCAGCCAACGAGGAGGUGA
This is a messenger RNA of Schistocerca cancellata (South American locust), 429 nucleotides long. RefSeq names its product protein FAM246C-like. The record is from RefSeq and is a predicted model, not a curated record. Lineage: Eukaryota; Metazoa; Arthropoda; Insecta; Orthoptera; Acrididae. The transcript has a single exon. The coding region runs from base 1 to 429 and encodes 142 amino acids.